CAUUUCAUUAGUUCAGUGAACAGUGCAUCCUCUUUUUUACAAGACACAACAAACAAAUUACAAAAUGGCCGAAUUAGUUCUCGUUUACAUUUAGUGAUGAGUUAAUGGAACAUUUUACAAAACUUGUAACUUGAUGACAAUUCACUACCAAUCGUUUCACAUGAGGAACAAAAUAUCCAAGUAAUUGUACUGUAUUCUUAUCAGGAUGACGACUGAUACUGAAAAGUAUUAUUCUAAUUGUUUUAUAUGUAACAGUAAACUUUCAACAAGAAAUACUGUUCAAAUUUUUAAUGAAAAAUCAGGAUCACGUUCUGAAAGACCUCUUGCAGAGACAGUAUUCUCAGUAUUGGAUAUUGAAUCUGACUGCAAUGAUCCGCACUCCAGUGUUAUUUGUAGGAAAUGUAAAAAAUUAUUUGAAGAGGUUGAUGCGUUAGAAUCUCGUAUAUCUGAAAUAAAAGGUGACAUAUUCAACAGUUACAAGCAAACUCAGAAAGUUAUCUCUGAAUCGUUUCUAAAUGACGAUGAACUUAACGAUCACGAUUAUUUAAAUGCAUUGGCGAUGACCAGCAAGGAGAAGACAGAAAUAAAGAAGAACACGAAUGUGAAAAAAAAGUUUUUAGAAACCAAAAAAUUAAUAGAUCCUGAAGAGGAAAAUGAAGAUAAAGAGGAAGAUAUGAUAGAAAUUGAGAAAGAAUCAUCGUCGAUUCAAGAUGUUUCUGAACUUGUCAACUCAAUCAAAGAAGGCGAAGAAGUCAUUAUUAAAGUCGAAUCGUUGGAUUACUUGAAUAAUGACUUGAAAAAGACAGUCUUGAAAAAAUCGAAAGUUAAUCCGAAAGAAGAAGAAUCACAAGAGCAGAUUGUUUUACGAGAAGAUUCAGUGUACACGUGUUUAUUGUGUCCUCGUAAUGAUGUGAAAGGCGAUGCAAAAAGCAUUGUAGCUCACUUGAAAACAGUACAUGAUACUCGAUUGUAUAUAUGUGAUUUGUGUGGAUUAGAAUUUAAGAAGCGAACAGAUCUUUCUGUUCACCUCGAUGAUCAUGUAGCUAAGGAAGAAGGCGAUUUUCAGUGCGAAAACUGCAACAGAAUAUUCAACAACUUACGACUCUUUAGAAUACACAAACGGAUUCACUACCCUCAAACCAAAUCUUGGCCUUGCGAAGUUUGUGGCAAACGAUACAGUUCUAGAAAUUUACUGGAAGAGCACACAAACACACACAAGGGAGUUCGACCAUACAUGUGCAAAUGCGGAAAAGACUUUGCCUCGAAAUAUACGUACAAGGCACACGUUAAAACACACGAAUAUCGUCCGCGUCCCUUUGAAUGCUCACAUUGUAGCAAAACCUUUUUAAGUCAGCAGAAUCUUAGUCAACAUGAAAGAACUCAUAAUGGAAUUAAAGAAUACGUGUGCGAUCAGUGUGGCAAAGCAUUUGGAUCACAACACAAUUUAGAAGUGCACAAUAUAGUCCACACUGGUUACAAACCAUACAAUUGUAGAACUUGUGGUAAAGCUUUUGCCAGAAAAGCCGAAAUUAGAGAUCACGAGAGAACUCAUACAGGUGAAAAGCCCUAUCAAUGUGAAUAUUGCGGAGCAACUUUCAGUCAAAGAUCCAAUCUUCAGUCUCACAAACGAGCGACACAUUACAACGAUAAGAGGUACAAGUGUGAUGAUUGCGGAAAAGGAUUUAAACGUCGUCGACUCCUGGAUUAUCACAUUAAGGCAGCUCAUACGGGAGAACGUCCCUAUAAAUGUGAAACUUGUACAGCAACAUUCGUGUAUCCCGAACACUUCAAGAAGCACAUGCGCAUUCAUACGGGAGAGAAGCCCUUCCUGUGUGAAGUAUGCGGUAAAGCUUUCAAUAGUCGUGACAACCGAAAUGCUCAUCGCUUUAUCCACAGUGACAAAAAACCUUAUGAGUGUUUAGUUUGCGGCACUGGCUUCAUGAGGAAACCUCUUUUAUAUGCCCACAUGCAAACACAAGGACAUCUUAAUGACACAAUUGUUGUCAACCAACCAAGAUUGACAACAGAAGAUGAUCAAGUUAUUACUGUCUCAGAUGGCAAUGUAGAAUUGUUAAUGGAAAAUGCCGACACAGAACAGCUGAGUGAAACUGGAUUGUAUGUAACUGAUCUAAAGAACCACGUCAUCAUACAUCAAGAUGGAAAUCAAAUAUACCAUGAAGGAAGUAUGCUGAACAUUCCUUCUGAUAGUGAUAUUAGUGGUGAUCAAGUUCAACAUCUUGUAGUGGAUGGACAGUUGCUUGAAAAUAAUGCGCAUUCGUCUAAAGACGAAGAUGAAGAGGGCAUGGAAGACGAUGACGAAGAUGAAGAAGGAGAAGAAGAAGGGGAUGUGGAGGAGUUAUACAGUUAUGAAGAAGAAGAUCACAAAGAAACCAUUGUCCUACCGGGAACUUCAAAUUACAAGCAGAUAAUAGGAGACAGUAAAAAUUCUGUUAGAUUGGUGCAAAUAAGGAUUCCAACUUCUUCUGCUGGUGAUGGGAGAAGUUGGUUGAACUUGGUACAAAGCACUUAAACUUGAUUCAAUUUUCAUACAGUCUUUUCUGAUUAUAAAUUUCAAUCUGUUUUAGGCAAUAAAAGUAAGGUUUCACUGUA
Leptopilina heterotoma is the source of this 2610-nucleotide messenger RNA. RefSeq names its product zinc finger protein 2 homolog. Gene Ontology annotation, molecular function: DNA-binding transcription activator activity, RNA polymerase II-specific; RNA polymerase II cis-regulatory region sequence-specific DNA binding. Bases 206 to 2530 code for a protein of 774 amino acids. The transcript has 13 exons. Lineage: Eukaryota; Metazoa; Arthropoda; Insecta; Hymenoptera; Figitidae. The record is from RefSeq and is a predicted model, not a curated record. Gene Ontology annotation, cellular component: nucleus. Gene Ontology annotation, biological process: regulation of transcription by RNA polymerase II.